AUGAGGAGCCUCAUCAGCUUGAUGCCGCACGAACGGGCGGACAGCCAGUUCAGCGUUACUUCCCCAGUACGAAGGUCAGACAGGUCGCCAGACCGGGCGGUGAGACACCAGUCAUGGUUCAGGAGUGGUCGGCCUCACACGUCCGCCCUUGACCCCGGCGGCAAGGCGGACGGCGCUUGCGGCUCAGACGACGGAGGCGAAGGAAAAGGAGAAGGAAGAGGAGGAGGGCGGCGUCGCAGCAGCAACGGCAGCAGCAGCAGCACAGGCGGCGGUAGAGGCGGGCUGGACUUUCUGGGGACAACGGAGUCCGUCAGGGAGCUCUUCCACCUACCGUUUACGAGCGAGGCUGUGUCCGUGGGCUUGCACAGGGUGGGUCAGACCCUGGUCCUUGACGGCAACCUUGACCAGGAGGAGGAGGAGGAGUGGUCGGUCACAGACCAAGGGAACUGGCCGGCUCUGGGGGCGCCCGAUGCCGCCGCCACCGCCGCUAGCUCGAGCGGUGAAGACGCUGCGCUGGUCGUGCCCGGCGACCCCGGCAGCGGCCGCGGCGGCGGCGGCGGCAUCCUGUCCCUCGUGCCCAGCCGGCCUCGGGCGCAGUCGUUCGGGGUGCGCCCGCCGGAGCCGGUUGGGUUCUGGCGCUCGUUCGAGUGGGAGCUGGCCGGGAUGCACCUGGUGCUGGGCAGCAGCUUGCCGGUGUGCAGCACCGCGGAGCACCCCCAGGUUUCGGUCCGGCUGCACGACGGCGACGAGGACCUGAGCCUGUGCACCUGCCUCGACUACUACCUAGACAACGUCAUGGAGAACGUGCCGGAGCUGGCGCUCUGCAUGCGGGAGAAGGGCUACAUACAGGGGUGCCGAGUGGUGAGCACGGAAGACAUUCCCUAUCUCAGCUCCAUGUCGAGGAAAACAGCGGCGGCGACGGCGACUGAAGGGGGCCCGCAGAAUGUAGGAGCCGGUGGCGGCGGGGUCGGAGUGGGUACCCCGGUGCCCAUGUUCGAUCCAGAUGUGGUGGAGCUCAACGCCACCAUGCUGCUCCGAUUCCUGCAGGAAAACUGUUCGCGGGAGGGCGGGACGUACCUGUUGCAUCGGAGCGAGGGGGCGGCGCACGUCCAGCUGUACGACGUGAGCGCUCUGAGCAGGCAGCGACAUCGACGGUGGAAGUGGCUCCUCGCCAUGCUCUGCUACCGGUUCGCGCUUCGGAUAUCUCACCACACGCGGCGUCAAUUUUGGGGCCGUGGAGGUCGACCGGCCGCCGGAAGGGGCUCCGCGGGGGGGCGCACGGGAAACGACCCGGGUACGUCGUCGUCGUCGUCGUCGUCUUCCGACUUCGAAGCCCGCGGCCCCCUGGACGUGAGCCCGAGCGCCGGCCCGGAGGUGGUGCGGCAGUUGCAGCGGCGGCAGCGGCAGCUGCUGGAGAACUCUCUACAGCUGCUGGAGGAACUUGCCGAGCUAGGCGGUGGGGGGCACGAGACCAUCUGCGCUUCCGUCCAGGAGCACAUCGCCGACACGUACCUGGGCACCCACGGAGCACUCCCGAGGCCUGGCAGCACCAGCACCGGCACCAGCAGCUCACGGGGACAUUCUUCAGCGGGGGGGGGCACGGCCAGCACGCAAAAGGCUGGCGUUUGGACGGCAGACUCAGGAGGCGAGGUCUGGACCUCUCCGCCUCCCCUGCGCGCACAGGGGGCAGUGGCGGGUAGUGGUGGCGGCAAGGCGGACGGGGGGGCGGCGGCGCAGAAAAAGAGUAGGCACCGGAGCGACGGUUCGCGCAAGAACGGGGCGGCGAGAAAGAGCGGCGGCGCCGAGGGAAAGGCGGGAGGGGGUUCUCACCCCGGGAGUGUGCGGAUCGGCGGAGGCGGUGAUGGUGAUGGUCGCGAUGAGGUUCUGGGCGAAGAGAGGGGCCGUGCGGACAUGGACGAGACGGGCGAACGGGAGAGAGAGGAGAACCUGGAUAGAGCGCAGGACCAUCUCACGAGCGGCAUCGCGAUCCUCCACGGGGUGAUGGCCAGGCAGGAGUCCGCCGCUGCGGGGCGGGACGACUCGGCCACCGCCGACGUGGUCAUCGUCGGGGAAAGAAAGCGGCCCGUGGCCAUCAUGCGGCAGCAGCGCAACCCGUGGGUUGCGGUCGACGACGAAGGCGACGACACCGACUACAGCAGUAGCUGCGAGGUAGAGCCGGCCGAGGACGAAGGCCCGCCGGGCAUGCAGGACGUGGGCCAAGGCGGCCGGCAGCAGCAGCAGCGGCAGCGGCUGGGGCGGGGGCCGCGUCGGCGUCGGCGCCGCCGGCGCCGCCGCGGGUUGCUCCACCAUACCGCGUCCCGAGCAAGCAAAGCUUCGAGGGAGGCAGCCGCCGCCGCCGCCGCCGCCGCCGCCGCCGCCGCCUCCGGUGUCAAGGGCAAAGAGGCCGCCGCCGCGCGGGGAAGCGGGGGGCAGCGGCAGCAGCAACGGGAAGACGGGCCGGACGACGAGACUCGGGCGGAGCUCGUCCGGGGCGCCCUGGACUCGUUGUGCGCGGCGUGGGAGAACCUGGCGGAGGCGAAGGUUACGCUUGACCGGCGCUCCAGCGCCGCGGUCGUCGCCGUCGCCGACGGCGACGGCGACGGCGACAGCCAGAACGAGGAGGAGGACCGGCAUGAUGACGAUGAUGGCGAGGGGCAAGAGGCGUGGGCGGCAGCGGCGGCGACUACAGGCGAUGGUCCGAGCGAGGGCGGCAGCGGCGGCGGAGGAGGGGGAGGAGGAGGAGGAGGAGCGCAGGCCGCCGCUCGCCGAUGGCGGCGGCGGCAGGACGACCGAGCGGAGGAGCUGGGGCCGCUGUGGAAGGGCUCCCUUAGCGAGGCCCUCGCGCGGGAUUCCCGAGAUGCCGCCGCCGCCGCCGCAGACGGCGACGUGAUGGGACGCUUGGCUUGGACUCGCGCAGCUCGCCGGCAGCUCGAGGCGCGACGCGCGGAGCUCUUCGAGCUCUGUGGAGACGUCGCCCACGCCUGCGUCUCGCUUCGCGCGAAAGCGGUCGGGGUAGGGAUUGCAGCAGCAGCAGCAGCGGCAGCAGCAGGACCGUCUACGGGUGAGGGUGGGAGCAAGGAGGCACAGAGAGGCCUCUCGGCCCGACUGCAGGAGCUCUUGUCCUCCGCCAGCCCCCCCUUGGUGCUGGGAGACCUGAACGUCUGCGGAGGCCUGCACGGCCGAGUCUGGGAGACCCUUACCGCGGAAGGCGGAGACGACCCUCGGCCGCUGGCCGAGACCUGUAUCCACUCCCUCGCCAGGGAGGGCCGCGCCCCGGGGGACCCGACGGCGUGGUCGCUCUGCCUGGCGGCAGAGGCCUGCUACGACCGAGCUCUCCUCGGCCUGGACAAGGUCGUUGCGGGCGUGCUCGAUUAUCGCCACCCGGGUGGCGGCAUCGGUGCGACCACCGCCGGUGCGGUCACCGCCGGCGGCGGCGGCGGUAAGGUGAACGCGGGAAACGCCUCCUUUGUCAGCGGCGUGCCCGAAGCGCGGGCAAGGAUCCGGAAGAAGCUGGGGGACGCGUCCAACGAGCUCGGGAAGCUGAUGGCGCAGUGCGCCGGUGUCCUCGUCCAGGCACCGCCGCCGCCGCCGCCGUCGCCGCCCCACUCUGAGGCUCUCGACGCGAAAGAAGGAGGAGAACGACCCGCCGCCGCCUCCUCUUCCUCCCGCCUGGCGCCGGCGGGGGCGGCCGCGAAGCAGCAACCGCCGGUCCACCCGGGGCUGGGGUGUGCUGUCUGCGUCGCCUCCGCCGACGCGUGGUUCCGGCGCAGCCUGGCACAGUUCAGGGCGAUCGGCGACGCGAGGAAUGUCGCUCUCCUGCUGUGCAACCUCGCCAGCGUGGAGAGACUGAAGCCGCGAGCUCUGGCCCGACUCGGGGACGCGUGCCCGCGCCCAGCAGGGACGACGGGUCGGUUGACGGUGCCGGGAGGGGCAUCGGGGAGCGGCGGCAGCGGCGGCAGCGGCGGAGGCGGUGGUCGCGGCAAGAGCGGCGACCGCCCCAUCGCCGGGAAGGGCGGGGGCUCAGGACAUCUUCGGGGCGCCGCCGCGGCCGUGGAGCUGUGCGGCGAGGCUCACUCUGCCUUGGGGCGACGCGACGAGGACGAGCGAACGUGGGACCAUGCCAGCGCAGAGCUGGCCAUGGCCUACUUGUGCCUCGGGGUAGAGCGAAGGCAAGAGCUGUUGGGGGCACUGCUGCAGGCGGGCGAGGCCACCGAGGGGGAGAGGCGGCCGUCGGCCCGGCCGUCGGCGACGGCGCCGCCGGGACCUUCCGUCCCCACCGCCGCGCAAGCCAGGGGCGUGGUGAGGCCGCUGGAGCAAGCCCUCCGGAUCUACACGGACAUGAAGAACGCCCCGCAGGCGGCUGCGUGCCACUACCAGAUCGGGCAGUACUACGCCAAGAUCCUUCCGGUGUACGCCGCCGGAAUCGACUCCGCAGCUUCGUGCGAGCCGACGACGACCAACGCUCCAGGACGUCGCGACGGCGGCGGCGGCGGCGGCGGCGGCGGCGGAGGGCCGUCGUCGGCCCUGCGGGUGGCCAAGGCGUGGGAGGCUGGGCAGCGGGCGGCGCGGCACUUCCUGGCCGCCCGUGCCUACUUCGCGCCUUUCGAGCACGGCCCUACCUCGGUCAUCCUCGCGCUAGACCUCUGCAACCUCUACCUCCUCCUCGCGGAGAUGGGAGGCGGCCCUGCUGCUGCUGCUGCCGCUGCCGCCGCCGCAGGCGGCAGCGGCGGGUCGGAAUCUUGGUCUCACGAUGGUGGUAGUGGUGUAGACGCCGCCGCCGUCCCCAUCCCUUCCGUUGCGGGGGGUGACGCCACCGAGGCGGGGGGGGGUCAUCGGCUCCGGCCUACCGCGGCCGCGCGGUUUCGUUGCCUGGAGGGGGCUCUCCGGUGUCUCCUGGACACGAGGGCCGCGUUCGCGGACGCCGGGGUUGAUAUCAAGAUGGCGGCCGGUGAGGCGGCAGGCCAACAGCAGCAGCAGCAGCAGCAGGAGCGCUUGAGAAGGCUGCUGGAGUCAGUGACGGGGUGUCUCCCGAAGUCCAUGUACAAGAGGAGUCUUACGGCCACGAGGGGCGGCGGGGAAGGCGCGCAGGCGAUGCUCGCCGGGUUGGCCGUCGAGUACGGGGCGGUGGUGACAAGCUAG
Ectocarpus siliculosus is the source of this 5139-nucleotide messenger RNA. Lineage: Eukaryota; Phaeophyceae; Ectocarpales; Ectocarpaceae. The record is from the annotation of a GenBank genome assembly.